AUGUUGAAACAACAUAUUUAUGAUCGAUUAAAAGUUAAUAUUAAUCCUUCAAAAGAUCAUCAGUUAUCGUUUGUUAAUGAUAAGACGCGAACGGAGCAAUUUUCUUCCAUUAAGUCUUCAUCCAUCGAAAUUAAUUGCUCAUUAUCAUCAUCUUUUUUCAUCGCUAUGGCGAGAAAAAUAAUUAAAUCUCCAUCAAACUUUCGUGGUGCAAAAGACGAUGUUAUUGAAUGACAAGGUAGAUUUGUCCAGCAGAUUGGAUUUAUUCAUAGUAAUAUUAUUCAAUUAAUCGAUGAAGCAUCACUUUUUGGAAAAGAUAAUGUACGAGUAGAACAUCUUCGACAUGCUGGUGCUAGUCAUUAUUUGCCAAGUCAAUCACCACCACCACAUAAUCGUGUUAAGGAUGAUUUUCCAAAUGAAUCAACAACAGUUGACCAUGAUAAUUAUACUUCUGCUAUUCAAACUACAGCAGAUACUAGUCCUAAUUAUGGUAUUUUAAUUACACCACCACCACCACUACCAACGCAUUCUACUAAUUAUGAUUUUUCAAAGAAUCCAUCAACAACAACAAGUGAUCCUAUUCAUGAUGAUGAUUUUCCACCUGAAACAUAA
Molecule: messenger RNA, 609 nt
Organism: Rotaria socialis
Lineage: Eukaryota; Metazoa; Rotifera; Eurotatoria; Philodinida; Philodinidae
Source: the annotation of a GenBank genome assembly